UUUAUGAGUAAAAGUGAAUCCCUCUAAAACUUCCCCUGCUCACGGCUGCUUAGAAAGAGUCCUGUUCAAGAGCUGCUGAGCUGGGCAUCGAGUCUUCAUAGCCUCCUUGCCAUUUUCCACAGGCACAUUCCUUUCAGACUAUAGUUCUGCUUUCUUCCAAAGAUUUUCAAGAUGAACAAGUGUCUUCUUCUAGGCUUUUCCGUUCUGGUCUUAUCAACAGUUGCACAAGGUCUGGUUUGCAAAGUAUGCAAAUUCAAAUUUGGAGGUGUCUGCUACAAUUCUGAUGACCCUUGUAGAGCUGAACAUGGCCAGUUCUGUGAGACAACCAAAGUUUACUCAGGCCACAUACGUCUCUUCACAAAAUAUGGCUGCACCAAAAGCGCAGAGCUUUGCAACACGACUGAGCGGAGGGACAACGUUUUUGACAUGUCCUACAACCGCACCUGCUGUGACAGUGACUUAUGCAACGGGGGAGUGGUCAGCAAUCCUAGCUUCCCACUCUUAGCUGGCCUCGGCAUGGCAUUGGGCUGGUGGGUAGCCCAUUAACGCUGGCAUUGAUGCCUUUUCCCUCUUAUCCUUUUGACCCAAACUGGGCAAGGUAUAGAUGUGUCAUGACCAUCAACAUGGGUCAGUGUUUCUCAAACUGUGCUCCUCCAGUUAUUUUGGAUUUCAGCUCCCAGCAAUCCUAGUCAUCUUACUAGCUGUUAUGAAUUAUGGGAGCUGAAGUCCAAAACAUCUGGAGGAGCACAGUUUGAGAAACUCUGACAUCGGCUAUCACUCUUGGCUGAGUAUGAUUGGGUCAUGGACUCCCUUUUCAAUUUACUAACUCACCUGCCCAGCUGGUUGCUGCUCCAAGCCAUAUCAACAAUAUUGCUAUCACAACUGUUCCUUCUUCUCCCUUCCCCAAAACCCUGUGAAAUCAACCUCAUUUGGUCUUACAGGGCUCUAUACAGGGAAACACUGCCACUUCUUCCAUAAUUCACUUAGGUCCUUAUCACACUGUACUAUUAUUCCACUCUAACUGCCAGGGCAACAUCCUAUGGAAUCACAGGACUUGCAGUUUAGGGAUGGGACAGCUGGAAUUUUUAGCCAGAGAACCCUUGGGACUCAUUUAAAUUACACAUCCCACAAUUCCAGGGCAGUUUAAAGUGGAAUAACUGUGCCAUAUAAAUGAAGUGUGGCAACAAUUUUAAUCAAAUUGAACAAAUCUCCAGUUUUCCAUGGCUAUUUUGGGCUAGCACUAGUAGGUUUCUAUGCAGAGUUUACGCCCCGUGUCUGGCAUGGCUAUGAGUCAUCAAUGCUUCUUAUAGAUUUGCAGGCUUGCGAUUAGUGAUUUGGCUUGUCUUCUUACUCGCUGCCAUUCACAAAUGAACCACUUUUUGAAAAUCCAGGUAGUUUUGUCUAAAGCUCUGGUGUUACAGCCUCCUCUGUUUUAUUAAUGAUGAUAAUAAAACCAAUAAGAAAAAGA
Anolis carolinensis (green anole) is the source of this 1468-nucleotide messenger RNA. Its product is annotated as lymphocyte antigen 6 complex locus protein G6c. The transcript is spliced from 3 exons. Lineage: Eukaryota; Metazoa; Chordata; Lepidosauria; Squamata; Anolidae. The coding region runs from base 172 to 546 and encodes 124 amino acids. The record is from RefSeq and is a predicted model, not a curated record.